AUGGAGUUAAUUUAUGACUUGGGAUGGCGUUCAUAUGUAAUUAAUAUUGUUUAUCAAGCAAGACAUGGGCAGAGAGGUUUGGUGGCAGCUUUAGACAGAAUAUGCAAGUAUUUUUUUAGCAGUUUGAUCCUUUUUAGGAAUUUUAUUUUUAGUGAGACUUGUUCCGCAGCUCUAGACGGUUAUCAAAUUUUAAUUCUUUCUGAUAGACAAGUUGACAAAGAUUACAUUCCAAUUAGUGCGCUUCUGGCUACUGGGGCCGUCCACAUAUGUUUAAUAAAACAACGACUUUGUAUGAAAGUUGCAUUAAUUAUCGAGUCUGGUCAAAUAAAACAAGUUCACGAUUUUUGUGUUCUUCUUGGAUACGGUGCUGAUGCAAUUUGUCCCUGUAUGGUAUAUGAGACUUGUUAUCGACUUAGAACAAUGGGACUUUUGGAUAAAAAUGUGACAGACGAUGAUGUUGUACAAGGAUAUAAAGCAGGAAUUGAACGAGGAAUUUAUAAAGUGGUGGCAAAAAUUGGAAUUAGUACUUUACAUUCUUAUAAGGCUGUUGAUCGUUUAAAUGAUGCCAAGAGUUAUCAAGAUUUUGCGAUAGCUUCAAAUCUUGCUCAACGUCUUUGCAGCCUUCGUGGUCAACUGGAAAUUAAAACAAACACUAAACUUCAAAUUCCAUUGGAUCAAGUUGAACCGGCAUCAGAAAUUGUGAAAAGAUUUGUCACUGGAGCAAUGUCUUUCGGGGUUAUAAGUAUGGAAGCUUAUACAUCAUUAGUGAUUGCUAUGAAUAAGAUCGGUGCAAAAUCCAACAAAGGAGAAGGUGGUGAGAGACCUGAACGUUAUCGGAAGGAUCAAUCCAAAGACAAUAAUAUUAGGUCAGCAAUCAAACAAGUGAGUCUCAAAGAAAGAAUAAUAGGCAAUAUAAACCGUUGUUUUGGGGCCCGGCCUAGCUACGAGAUUUCUAUUCGUUAUGGAGAAGAAGGGUUGCCUGAGAGGCAUUCAUUGGAAAUUAAUUUAAAAGGAUCCGCUGGACAAAGUUUUUGUGCUUUUUUGGCAAAAGUAUUCACUGUCAGAUUGGACGGUGAGGCGAAUGAUUAUGUUGGAAAGUGCCUUUCUGGAGGUGAAAUAAUAAUUCGGCCAUACAAAAAUUCUAAUUAUGCUUCUGAAGAAAAUACAAUAAUUGGAAAUGUGGCUCUUUAUGGCUCAACUUCUGGGACAGCAUUCUUUCGAGGAUUUGCUGGAGAACGUUUUGCAGUGCGUAAUUCUGGUGCUACUUCUGGCAUCGAAGGUGUUAGUGAUCAUGGUUGUGAAUACAUGACUAGUGGACGUGUUAUUAUUCUUUGUGGAAGUGGGAAGAACUUUGCUGCUGCGUUGAGCGGUGUAUUGUCAGAGAAACUUGAAGUAAAUUUAUAG
Messenger RNA from Meloidogyne enterolobii, 1404 nucleotides. Lineage: Eukaryota; Metazoa; Nematoda; Chromadorea; Rhabditida; Meloidogynidae. The record is from the annotation of a GenBank genome assembly.